Messenger RNA from Hyphopichia burtonii NRRL Y-1933, 1239 nucleotides. RefSeq names its product Op4p (gene OP4). Lineage: Eukaryota; Fungi; Ascomycota; Pichiomycetes; Serinales; Debaryomycetaceae. The record is from RefSeq and is a predicted model, not a curated record. The coding region runs from base 1 to 1239 and encodes 412 amino acids. The transcript has a single exon.
AUGAAAUUCUCUACUCCAACUCUUUUAGCCAUCUUAGCUACCACUGCCUUCGUUUCUGCUGCUCCAACCACAGUUACCACUGAAACUUCUCUUGUUAAAAAAGAUGGUAUCACUGAUGUUUUAAAAAUCUUGGAUGAAUUGGAAAAUUCUCAUUCUAAAAGAGAUUUAAUUGAUGAUGAAGAUCAACUUGUUGCCUUGGCUGCUAGAGAUGACAGCUUAUUGGCUGACUUGGUUACUUCUUUAGCUAACUCUGGUAUCAUCGGUGAUGUCUGGAGAGCUUUAACUAAUGAUACUGCCUUGAGACAAGAAAUUGUUAAUAUCACCAAAAAGGCCAUUAGAGGUUUAAUUGUUGAAGGUCCAACUUUAAUUAAAGCCGUUUGGGACUCUGGUCUUAUUCAAGAUGUUUUCAAAUCUAUUCUUAAUGAUUCUGAUUUAAGAUCAGUCUUGUUGAGAGUUGCUAAAUCUUUAUUCAAUACUGGUGUUGAAUUGGUUAGAUAUUUCUUGGGUAAUAGAGGCUCUUCUACUACCACUACUGCUACUUCUACCACCACUGCUGCUGCUAAACGUGAUGCCGUUAAACGUGACGUCGUUAAACGUGAUAUCUUGGAUACUAAGGAUUCUGAAUACUUGGAUAAAAGAGAUGUUGCUUCUGUUGUCAGUACCAUUGUUGAUGCCAUUAAAAAUUCUGGUAUCGUUUCCAAAUUAGUGAAUAAAGUUUUGGAAAAUCCAGAUCAAACCAUUAAUUUCUUAUCUACUUUAUUAAGAGAAGGUGUUGUCGUUGCUGAAGAUAUCUACAACUGGUCUAAGAACAAUGGUUUAUUAGAAAAAGGUUUAGAAUAUAUUGAAAACCAUGGUGGUGAAUUUGCAGGCUCUAUUGCUUCUUUCUUAGCUAAAGAAAUUGAAGGUGGUAAUGUUACUACUUCUGAAAUUGACAAUGCUGGUUCAAACUCUCAACUUUCUGGUACUACCAUUGCUACUACUAGAGGAUCCACUGCUACUGGUUCUUCCGGUGGUGCUCUUGCUGCCAUCUUGGGUGACUUGACUGGUGAUGCUUCUGCCACCACUACUUCUACUAGAGCUAGAGCUUAUGCUGCUGCUUCUGCCACUGUUACUGAAGCCGAUUCUAGUGAUGACGGUUCAAGUUUAAUCACUGACUUGUCUGCUGCUUCUGCCGCUGAAGCUGCCUUAAAUAGUGCUGGCGCUGGAACUACUUUAAAGAAAGUUAGAAGAUUUUAUUAG